Messenger RNA from Linum tenue, 1827 nucleotides. The record is from the annotation of a GenBank genome assembly. NCBI's taxonomy places the organism in Eukaryota, Viridiplantae, Streptophyta, Magnoliopsida, Malpighiales, Linaceae.
AUGGAUCAGGAAGAGACAGAAGUACGAUACACCAUCAAGGCUAAGAAGCUUUCCUACAGACUCUCCCGCACAGUAAAUGGUGGUGGCAGCUGGCUUCAAUGGUGGAAGCAACUGAAGCCAAUUGAUGUUGCUGAUGAGUACAUACUGAGGAAUGUUGAAUUUGAAGCCAGAGCAGGUGAAAUCAUGGCCAUUGCUGGUCCAAGUGGUGCUGGUAAGACCACAUUGCUUCAGAUACUCGGCGGCAGCCUGGUUACAGGUUGUCGCCAGGCUUCUUCACGAGUCUCCGGUGAAGUACUCGUGAACGAGAAGCCGAUGAAUGCAUCUUGGUUCCGCAGAAUAUCUGGAUAUGUGACCCAGGAUGAGGCACUCUUCCCACUUCUCACAGUAGAGGAGAUGGUCUUGUACGCAGCUCGGCUCAGGUUAGGUGGAGGGGUCCAACUGGCUCGAGCCAGAGCGGAGAUUCUAUUGAAGGAGCUAGCUCUUGAACGUGUUGCCAGUGUCAGGAUUGGAGAUGAAGCUAGCAGGGGAAUUUCAGGUGGUGAGAAGCGAAGAGUGUCCAUCGCUGUUGAGCUAGUUCAUAACCCUGCUGUUCUUCUCAUUGACGAACCAACCUCCGGUUUGGAUUCUGGAUCGGCUCUUAAUGUGGUUCAGCUGCUUCAAUCCAUGGCUGCAGACCAUGGUAAGACGAUUGUGCUGACCAUCCAUCAGCCUGGGUUUCGUAUCCUCAAGGUGUUCGAUUGGGUUCUGCUGCUGUCGAAUGGAGCUGCUCUGUAUGAAGGAACGCUUGCAUCGCUCGAGGAGCGACUUAUAUCUGCUGGUUGUUGCAUUCCAAGACAUGUCAAUGUGCUGGAGUUUGCCAUUGAUGUGCUGAAAACCUUGAGAAGAGAUGAUGGUGAAAGAAGUGAAGAUCACAGUAGCGAUGAAGACGAGUUAUGUUAUGACGUGCAUAUGAAGAAAACUAGAGUAUCCUACUCCAACGGUCGAUUCACAGAGGUGUGGAUACUUGGACAGAGAUUCUUCAGCAUAAUCUGCAGAACAAAUCAGCUCUUCACCUCCAGAAUGGUACAAGCGCUAGCUGCUGGACUAGUGCUGGGGACCAUAUUCAUGAAUGGAAGAGAUGAACCAAACAGGUACGUGCUCGAAACUCAAGUUGGAUUCUUCGCCUUCAGCCUCACGUUCUUGCUGUCAUCCACAACAGAAGCUCUGCCGAUAUUCUUACAAGAGAGAAGAAUCCUACUGACAGAGAUCUCAAAGGGAUCAUACAGAGUCUCUUCUUACAUCGUAUCGAAUGCACUCGUGUUCAUUCCUUUCCUGUUCGUCGUGGCUGCGCUGUACAGCCUCCCAACAUACUGGCUAAUCGGACUGAGAAGAGACAUUGAUGGGUUUCUGUACUUCUUACUAGUGGUAUGGCUGGUGGUGAUGAUGUCAAACUCCAUGGUUGCAUGCUUCAGCGCCUUAGUACGAGAUUUCAUCACAGGGACAUCCUUGAUUGCCUGCUUCAUGGGAUCCUUCUUCCUGUUCUCUGGGUACUUCAUAGCCAAAGACGACAUGCCUGAGAUUUGGGUGUUCAUGCACUACCUGAGCUUGUUUAAGUACCCAUUGGAGUGCUUUAUGAUAAAUGAGUAUGGGGGAGAGCAAGGCAAGAGGAGAUGCUUGGAGUUCGUUGAUGGAAUCUGCUCUCUGGAUGGGCAAGGAUUCUUGAAGCUGCAAGGUCUUAAGGAGUCUCAGAAGUGGAGUAAUAUCGCAGUAAUGUUGUCUUUCAUUUUUGCAUACCGAUUCCUCUGCUUUCUGAUUCUCUUGUAUAGAUCACAGAGAAUGAGGAAUUGA